Molecule: messenger RNA, 1746 nt
Organism: Botrytis fragariae
Lineage: Eukaryota; Fungi; Ascomycota; Leotiomycetes; Helotiales; Sclerotiniaceae
Exons: 3
Coding region: 1-1746 (581 amino acids)
Source: RefSeq, a predicted model, not a curated record
AUGUCACAUACUUAUUACGAUCCCAUAAAUGACUCUCCCCAAAUCGAAAUGACUGGUUCCAUACCCACCAGCAUACUACGGCCCUCUCCACCCACUCAAAUCUCUAGUGAUAAUUUUUCCCACUCCAACAGCGCCGCGACCUUACUUCCUCACGAGCAGGAUUAUGCACAGUUCGAAAGUCAUUUUCAAACACCCGAACAAUCUUUUACCACCGGCCCUUAUAAAUCCAAGACCGGAAAACAAUUUCGGCAUAUUCUGUUAAAAAGUUUGGCACGAUGGUUCAUUACGCUGGUUUUGUGUAUUGCGUAUUUCUUGACGUUGACGUUCUGGAAUAAUAAGGGUACGGUGACGGAACGUUCCAAGAGGAUUUUCAAUGCGACUACCACAGGCAUUAGUAUUGCUCUGGGUCUCAAUAUUGCUAGUUCGUUGAAAGGUAUGGCGUUGAAUGCGCGUUGGGCAAUUUUACAUGCUAGCAAGAGAAAUCUUUACGAACUUGACCUUACUUUACACGCGGAUAGUUUGAUGGAUGUUGGAAAAUUGGCGUUUGUUUCGAAGAGACCGAUGGUUUUUGGUAUGGCUAUCUCGUGGUUGAUAUUCAAUAUCUUUGUACAAGCAGCUCUUGCAGCUAUUAGUCUAACGUAUGGUUUCGAAACCAGCUCAGAAAGUUAUCUAUUCACACCCGGCAAUGUCAUAAUUCCAAAUAUGAAGAAUUUCUCCAAUACCAUCGACGCCCAAGCCGGAGAUGAAGAAUACACAGCUCAUGCUUAUGGGGGUUUAGCUUGGAAUCUCGGAAUCGGCAGCUCGAUUGAACAUCUUCCAGCCCAAGGAGAUAUCUACCUAGGACUUACCAGCAACUAUAGCAUAUGGCAAGACAAACCCAACAACAAAAUGGUUUUUGUAUUCACCGAGUCCUCCACUUCCGCAUCCACCCAAAAGGCAGGUUCAUUGAGCGUCUACACUAACAGAACCCUCGAAAUGCAUUACUCCUGUUCCUCCUACGAAGUCACGUCCAUCAACAAUGAAACCGGCGAAAUCUACAUCAGCAACCGUGACACCAAACCCGUUUACAUAAGUUUAUAUGCCCCCAACGCCACCACCUUCUUCACCGUCGACGACUAUCGCUGUCCGGACACUUCCCGCUGUUCCAUCAUCCAAGCCCUUGAAACCAGCGACGUCCACCAGCAAUGGUACUACACCUGCAACAUCACACUCUCCGAAACCUUCAACGACGAGAAAAAUAUCUCAUACAUCAGCGACGAAAUGUCGUGGUUCUCCGCCGGCGCCAUUGCAAACACCGGAUACCUUAACGAUACCUUAUCCUACCCGCAGACAACCACCUGGGGCCGCCCCAUGAACGGCAACGAAACUGAAAUCGGAAUACAAAUCACCGCCUUUGCACUGACCUCCCUCUCCUUAGCCGCAGCCUACGGCCCCUCGACCUCCUAUCUCGGAUCCGAGCCACACAGCGGUUUCGCGCUCGAAAUAAACCAUACGCAUUUUUUCCUGCUCAUUGUGGUUCUCGCCCCCCUGGUGCAGUUUGUGAUGUGUUUUAUGGUGGCCGUGUGGAGUAAUUACGUGCAGGUGGGGGAUGAUGCGUAUAUUGGGAUGGGUUUGCUGUUGAGACCGAUUGCGGAUGCGCUUUUUCGGGUGAGUGAGGGAGUCGAUAAUAGGGCGUUUGCGGAGGCGAAGGAGAAGAUUUUGGUGAGGUACGAGAGGGGGGGGAUGGGAGGUGGGGGUUUGCGAUGA